Messenger RNA from Tupaia belangeri chinensis (Chinese tree shrew), 565 nucleotides. Its product is annotated as RNA polymerase II subunit A C-terminal domain phosphatase SSU72. The coding region runs from base 18 to 545 and encodes 175 amino acids. Gene Ontology annotation, cellular component: nucleus. Gene Ontology annotation, molecular function: phosphoprotein phosphatase activity. The record is from RefSeq and is a predicted model, not a curated record. Lineage: Eukaryota; Metazoa; Chordata; Mammalia; Scandentia; Tupaiidae. Gene Ontology annotation, biological process: mRNA processing. The transcript is spliced from 2 exons.
GCAACCAGAACCGAAGUAUGGAGGCACACAACAUCCUCAGCAAACGAGGAUUUAGUGUCCGAUCCUUUGGAACUGGGACUCAUGUGAAGCUUCCAGGACCAGCACCCAACAAGCCAAAUGUUUAUGAUUUCAAAACCAUAUAUGGUCAGAUGUACAAUGACCUUCUUAAGAAAGACAAAGAACUCUAUACACAGAAUGGCAUCUUACAUAUGUUGGACAGAAAUAAGAGAAUCAAGCCUCGGCCAGAAAGGUUCCAGAACUGCAAAGACCUGUUUGAUCUGAUCCUCACUUGUGAAGAAAGAGUCUAUGACCAGGUAGUGGAAGAUCUGAAUUCCAGAGAACAGGAGACCUGCCAGCCAGUGCAUGUGGUCAAUGUGGACAUCCAGGACAACCAUGAAGAGGCCACCUUGGGGUCCUUCCUCAUCUGUGAACUCUGCCAGUGUAUUCAGCACACGGAAGACAUGGAGAACGAGAUCGACGAGCUGCUGCAGGAGUUGGAGGAGAAGAGUGGCAGGACUUUUCUGCACACGGUCUGCUUCUACUGACACUGUCCCAGGCCCUGCAC